AGGUCAGGAUGCGUGCAACAGAUGCGCACUGGGGAAUAAGCCGUUAAUACCCAGAGGACUCAGAGACUUAUUAAGAGAAAACCCUCAACCGUGUGUAGAAUAACCUUUUUUUUUUAAAUAAUUGAGAGACUUUUUUCAAUUUGUGCACUUUCUUGAAACACUUUGACGCGCAUCACUGUGGACUCUUUGUGGAAGUUUCCUGGGCCGAGCCUGGACAUAUCCAACAUGGUGGUCCAUGGUGUGUCACCCAAACGCAGGUGCCGCAGCAGCAGCAGCAGCAGCAGCAGGUGAAGCUUAAUCUCUGCCGCCUGGACACGCGUGGAAUGAAAGCGUGGAUUUUUACUAGGGAGCAUGCCGCCCAAGAAAAAGGGAGAGCGUCAGGACUCAGACGCUUUUGAGGAGAGGAAUGCCCAGGUUCAGUUGGAGAAAGCAAAGUACAAGGCUGUGGCCUUUGCCGUACGCUGCAACUUCUCCUACAUGCCGGCCGAUGAUGACAACGUACCAGUGCCCGGCCAGGCGGUCACCUUUGAGGCCAGAGACUUCCUCCACGUCAAAGAGAAAUUCAACAAUGAAUGGUGGAUUGGCCGGCCAGUGAAGGAGGAUGGUGUGGUGGGCUUCAUCCCCAGUCCAGUCAACCUAGAAACCAUCCUGAUCCGACGAGAAGUACAGGCCAGGAAGGCUGCCAAGGCCUUAGCCAACAAAGCAGCAUCACAAGUGGCUCAAGAUAUGAACACCAAAAAGUACACGCCUCCUUCACAAGCCAACCAGCAGGUGAAAAAGAAGCCGGGCGAGCAGGUUUCCAUGUAUGACGUUGUGCCUACCAUGCGUCCUGUGGUUCUCAUGGGACCAUCGCUGAAGGGCUUAGAGGUGACAGACAUGAUGCAGAAAGCUCUAUUUGACUUUUUGAAACAUAGAUUUGAAGGCAGGAUCACUAUCACACGGGUCACAGCAGACAUCUCUCUGGCCAAGCGCUCCAUACUCAACAACCCUGGAAAAAAAGCCUUAAUCGACCGUUCCAACACCCGCUCCAAUUUAGAUACUGCUGCCCAGAUCCAGGGUGAAGUGGAGCGCAUAUUUGAACUUGCGCGCAGCCUGCAGUUGGUUGUUCUGGAUGCAGACACCGUCAACCACCCUAUACAGGUUUCCAAGACCUCCCUGGCUCCGAUCCUUGUUUAUGUCAAGAUAUCUUCUCCAAAGGUUUUGACCAGGCUGAUCAAGACCAGAGGCAAGUCUCAGACCAAACAUCUCAAUGUUCAGCUCGUGGCUGCAGACAAGCUGGCCCAGUGUCCGCCGGAGAUGUUUGACGUCAUCCUAGACGAGAACCAACUAACGGAUGCCUGCGAGCACAUUGCAGAUUAUUUGGAGUCCUACUGGAGAGCCACCCAUCCUCCAGAGAUGGAGCCCGCCAACGCGCUGGUGGCCCAGCUGGCUGAGAACACUCUGCCCACUGGUCCCACAAUCAUGCCGGACGAGCAGAAGAACAAGAAGCCAACAGCCCCCAAGAGAAAGGGUUCCCACGACAACCCCCCCACCCAGGACACCCCCUCAGCCCGGGAGCAGGGGGCCCACGAGGGUCAAAGAGAGGACGAGGACGACGAGCACCUCCCGAGGACGGAAGCGAAGAGAGCCCAGCACUCGCGUCAUCACCAUCACCACCACCACCACCACCACCACCGCAAGACGGAGCCCCAGCGCCAGGCUCCGUCAACAGGACACACCCACAGGCUUCCUCACGGGGUUCUCCCUGAGGAGGAGGAGGAGGCAGUGGAGGAGGAUGUCCGCUAUAAACACAGAGAUCGCCACCAUAACCACCACCACCAUCGUCAUCACCGUGGUAGCAGCCAGCCGCACGGCGAGGAGGACUACGAGCAGGACCACAAUGAACACAACCGGCAGCACAGGCCUCAGCAUCCGGACCAAAACCCUGCAUACAACUACCACCAUGGCCACAGCCGAAACAGGGAGAGGAUGAAGGUCAGGGAAAGAGACGUGAGGCUGAGGGACUCACACUUCCACUAGUUUCUUCUCCAGCUUUGGCUCCACCUGUGCAUAUACAGUAUGUAUGUACUGGAUGUGCACUGGUUCCACAGCAAGAUGAAAAACAUCACUUCUUAGGUUUAACUUCUCACUAACAUGGUCAUGGUUUUUUUUGCUGUGUCAGCUGAAUUUAUCGCUCAGGUUGUCCUGAAUCCCCACGCAUUUACAUUUAUUGGUGUAGGAACCAUAUUUGCCAACUUGUUGGUUAUAGAAAGUGAUCACAUUCCUGUUCAUGCACCAUCUUUGUCGGAUUUCCAAUUGGAUUCAGGUCUGGGCUCUUUUACUAAUUUCCUUUUCUUCUGGCGAAGCCAUUCUGUUGUUAAUGUGGGUGUCACACUAAAAGGUGAAAUUAAAUAGUCACUCUUAUUCUUCUUUUCUUACUUUUGCGUGAUUUCUCCCAGCCUACCAAUUUGUCACCGUCCCCUAAAAGACAUGCAUCUUCCAAUUAUGGGAAAUUGUCUGUUUUUCUCUGAAAAACUACACAUAUUUCUUUCACUUUUAAAAUAAAGUAAAGUAAAAUUUUA
Molecule: messenger RNA, 2561 nt
Organism: Dunckerocampus dactyliophorus (ringed pipefish)
Lineage: Eukaryota; Metazoa; Chordata; Actinopteri; Syngnathiformes; Syngnathidae
Gene: cacnb2b
Product: calcium channel, voltage-dependent, beta 2b
Exons: 14
Coding region: 352-2019 (555 amino acids)
Biological process (GO): regulation of voltage-gated calcium channel activity; neuromuscular junction development; chemical synaptic transmission
Cellular component (GO): voltage-gated calcium channel complex
Molecular function (GO): protein binding; high voltage-gated calcium channel activity
Source: RefSeq, a predicted model, not a curated record